CUACGCUAUCGCCAAUUGCUGAGGCGCUAGAUAGAUCGCUAUCUCAUCACCAUGUCUCUUGCCGCAUCCUAUGUCACUCAUCAUUACUUUACCUAUCCUAUUCCUAUGUUUACCUACAACGAUAAUAUACCUGGUAAAUCAAGAUGGCAGACGAACAGAAACCAACGCCGGAGAACAUGACCAUGUUACAAGGCUUCGAGUGGUACGUGCCCGCCGACCAAAAACACUGGACUCGACUGGAGAAACAUGUCCCUCAACUCAAGGCUUGGGGCGUCGACAACAUCUGGAUCCCCCCAGCAUGCAAAGCCUCGUCCAACCAAGGCAACGGCUACGACAUCUACGACCUCUACGACCUAGGCGAGUUCGACCAGAAAGGCUCCGUGGCCACAAAAUGGGGCACCAAAGCCUCUCUCCUGCAGCUCUGCCGCACGGCGCAAAAGCACGGGGUAGGGCUGUACUUCGACGCGGUGCUGAACCACAAAUUCGCCGCGGACCGUAAAGAGAAAUGUCUCGCCGUAGAAGUCGACCCGAACGACCGCAACAAGGAAACCAGCGACAAGUACGAGAUCGAAGCCUGGGUCGGCUUCGACUUCCCGGGGCGGGGGGAAAGGUAUAGCGGGAUGAAGUACCAUUGGUACCAUUUCAGCGGGGUGGAUUACAAUGCGCGGAACGAGAAGACGGCGAUCUAUAAGAUCAUGGGGGAUAAGUCGCAGGGGUGGGCUGAGGACGGCGACGUCGAUGGCGAGAAGGGAAAUUACGAUUUCCUCAUGGGCUCCGACCUCGACUACGCGCACCCGGAAGUCUCGUCCGACGUGCUCGCAUGGGGGUCAUGGCUCGCGGAACAGUUGCCCCUCUCAGGGAUCCGGUUCGACGCGAUAAAGCACUACAGCGAGGACUUCCUUCGGAAAUUCAUCACGACGCUCGACGAGAGGUACGGGGGCGGCUGGUUUUUCGUGGGGGAGUUCUGGAAGGAUAGUCUGGACGACAUGACGCGGUAUCUGGAGCGCAUGGGGCGCAAGUUCUCGCUGUUCGAUGCGCCGCUGGUGUAUAAUUUCAGCCAGAUCAGUAAGGCGUCCGGGGCGGAUCUGAGGGGUGUUUUUGAGGAUACGUUGGUUUCGGUUAUGCCGGUGAAUGCUGUGACCCUCGUCAUGAACCACGAUACGCAGCCCUACCAAGCCCUCGAGGCUCCUAUCGAAGGAUGGUUCAAACCACUAGCUUACACUCUCAUCCUCCUCCGCGACACCGGAUACCCCUGUCUCUGGUACGGCGACCUGUACGGUAUAAAAGGAGAACACCCGUUCCCGCCCUCUUGCGGGGGUGCUUUACCCAAGCUAGCUCUAGCCCGAAAGCUAUACUCCUACGGAAAACAAGCCGAUUACUUCGACUAUGCCACGUGUCUGGGGUGGGUGCGGUACGGCACGUGGGAUAGAAGGUACGGCUGUGCCGUCGUGAUGAGCAACGCGGGGCCUGGCGAGAAACGCAUGCAUGUCGGCGAGAUGCACGCCGGAGAAGUGUGGACUGAUGUUCUGGGCUGGAGCGAUCGCGAAGUUACGAUUGGCGAUGAUGGGUUUGGUGACUUUGUCUGCGGCCAGACGAGCGUUAGCGUGUUUGUGAACCGAGACGCUGAUGGGAGAGAGAAGUUUGCUGAGAAAUUUGAUGAUAAUAUUUACGAGGAAUAGAACAGAAUAUAAUAGAUGGACGGGCGGGUGACUUUCCCUAGCUAAUAAACGGAGUCUAGGAAAAUUGGACUGGCUUUGGGUGUUCUGGUCUUCAGGGGUUCGGCUUAGAGUACAUACAUACCUACCUAGGUACGAUGUUAUCCUUUUAUAUCGACUAACGAGGCAUGUUUCAUGAAUACCUACAUAUUAUAUGAAGCUGAUAAACGAAGCCACGAGGUAUUGGUAAAGGGGAUCUCAGCAAUUAAAACUUAUCUUCAUGAGAAAUAUUUAGUAACGAUGUUUUAUAAUACAUACACAAGCUUCAUCG
Molecule: messenger RNA, 1986 nt
Organism: Annulohypoxylon maeteangense
Lineage: Eukaryota; Fungi; Ascomycota; Sordariomycetes; Xylariales; Hypoxylaceae
Product: glucan 1,4-alpha-maltohexaosidase
Exons: 5
Coding region: 144-1679 (511 amino acids)
Biological process (GO): carbohydrate metabolic process
Molecular function (GO): calcium ion binding; hydrolase activity, hydrolyzing O-glycosyl compounds
Source: RefSeq, a predicted model, not a curated record